AUCGCUUCUCGGCGUUUUGGCUAAGAUCAAGUGUAGUAUCUGUUCUUAUCAGAUACUACACUACAGAUCGCUUCUCGGCCUUUUGGCUAAGACAGUGAUCCCCUCCGUUAUCUGUUUAUAUAUUGCCUAUUUAGUGGCAAUUAUAUAGCAGGUUAGGAGGAUAUUGCACCAUCUUUUUGGUAAGUUGGGGUCAAUUACCAGUUGCUGAUACCCGUUACCAAGAAGACCAUUGUCCAGUUCGUUUAAACGAUAAGGAAGCACAUCCAAGGAAUCCUGAAGUUUACCGCAAACGAUUUGAAUUGUAUUCUUGCUCUGCCCUUUAACAAAGGAUUCGAUGUUAGCUUCGCAGCCGCAACAACCCUCAAAGAAUUUUGGACACGCUACGACACGGUAAAAGACCAGUUCUCAGCAUUUGAAGUGGAGAGACUAAAUGACGAUUCCAUUAAAACCGUAAUCGUCAGGAUGUUCAAUGAAACUGUAAAUGCUGAUGAUAUUUGUAUAUGGCUGGCAAGAUACUGCACUGUGAGGGCCCAGGCCACCAAGGUGAGAGAUGAGGAUGGCAUCUGGAACUGUUCAUGGAGGGUCCCCAUACAACAAUGGCGGGACCCACAUGGCUUCCAGGGCCUGAAACAUCUCCCAUCCAUGAUGGCUCUUGGAGAGAACAGGGGCUACAUUCACUACCAGGGACAGCCCAAGCUCUGCCGCAAGUGUGGCGAGCAAGGGCACCUGGCGGAAGCGUGUACCAAGGUUGUUUGCGGCAAAUGUAGAGAAAUUGGACACUCUUUUGAAGAAUGUACCAAUGGCAGGAAGUGCAACCUCUGUGGAGACUCAAACCAUCUCUUCAGAGAUUGCCCGAAAUCUUUUGCUAACAAAGUAAAACAAAAUGCAAGGAAAGUGGCAGACGGGGGUGCACAAACAAUUGAAGACACCAGGCUGCAAAAAAAUACUCUGAUUGGGGGAGAGGGGGAGGGGCCUGAGGUUGCCCCACCUAGUGGUGAAGUGAAAGAGGGUGGUGGGGCCCAGGCAGCCGGUGGAGCAGAGAUGGACUCCACUUCAGACUCUGACGAAACCGGGAGUCUCGAAACAGUCGGCCGGUCGGAAGAGUCUGGGGUGGAGUCCAGUGAAGCCUCCCUCCCAGGAGCCCAGCCUGGGAAGAGAGCAGUGUCGGAGAUGUCCUUGGAAAAUGACGGAGCCUCGGAGAAAAGGGGAAGAGCUGGCUCCUCAGACAGUUCAUCUGUCGGGGAGCCCAGAGUCUUCCCGAACCACCCCCCCAACACUCUCUCCUUUUUACACAUGGCGCUGCAGUCAACCCCAAAGGACUCUGUUCUAAACCAUGCUCGUGUCUGGGACGGAAAUGAAGGGGACGAAAUAACCCCAGACCGUUUUUAGUAUUUUAAUGCAUAACUGUCUUUUAAAUACCAUACUCAUGAUCCUCACCUUUUCUACACUCAAUGUGAGAAGUGUGAAAUCAAGAGUUAGAGCUCAGACGAUUUUAUCCUUUCUAAAUAAUUUUAAGUCAGAUGUGUUUU
This is a messenger RNA of Gadus chalcogrammus (walleye pollock), 1529 nucleotides long. RefSeq lists its product as uncharacterized. Gene Ontology annotation, molecular function: nucleic acid binding; zinc ion binding. NCBI's taxonomy places the organism in Eukaryota, Metazoa, Chordata, Actinopteri, Gadiformes, Gadidae. The transcript is spliced from 2 exons. The record is from RefSeq and is a predicted model, not a curated record. The coding region runs from base 463 to 1389 and encodes 308 amino acids.